Polyodon spathula (Mississippi paddlefish) is the source of this 1488-nucleotide messenger RNA. Its product is annotated as ubiquitin-associated and SH3 domain-containing protein B-like. NCBI's taxonomy places the organism in Eukaryota, Metazoa, Chordata, Actinopteri, Acipenseriformes, Polyodontidae. Gene Ontology annotation, molecular function: protein binding. The record is from RefSeq and is a predicted model, not a curated record. The coding region runs from base 340 to 1473 and encodes 377 amino acids. The transcript is spliced from 7 exons.
CUUGCUCAUGAUCCAUUCAUAAAUUAGUCAUUGCGCAUUCCUGCUGGCUGGAGAGGAAGUGGCGUUUCUCGAAUUAUUAUUAUUUCAAAGAGCUAUUUGACAGCCCCUAGCAAACAAGCAAGCAAGCAAACAAACAUAAACAAAGAAGAAGUCACUUCCUACACCGUAGUGACUGUACACCAGGAAGCUGCAUUCUCGGCUGAACUGCACUUCUCGGGAGCAGUGGGGGGAGAUUAAAGUAUAAAGAUAAUCUGCAGCGGCUGUUUAUCUAGCAGUCGUAGUAUUGAAGCAGCAGCAGCAGUAGUUCAGCGGUUGGUGGAACUAAAUGGAACGGUGAAUAUGGCUACAAAGGACGAGCUCUAUUCCAAAGUGACCCCCAGGAGAAUACGGCAGAACCUCAAGCCGGGGACUAUAAAACAUGGAUCAUCUUUAGACGUGCUGUUAUCUAUGGGGUUUCCAAAAUCCAGGGCGCAGAAAGCUCUUGUGUCUACUGGAGGAAGGAGCGUACAGGCAGCUUGUGAUUGGCUCUUCUCUCACAUCGAUGACCCCUUCCUGGACGACCCCCUCCCCAGGGAGUAUGUUUUGUAUCUGCGUCCCAGCGGCCCGCUCGCUCACAAGCUCUCUGAGUUCUGGCAGCAGUCGCGCAUGUCCUGCGGCAAGAACAAGGCGCACAACAUCUUUCCUCAUAUCACUCUCUGCCAGUUCUUCAUGUGUGCUGACAGCAAAGUGGAGGCUCUGUGUGAGGCCUUGCUCGCCACGGUUACCCAGUGGAGGAGUCGCUUCCCCAUCCCCCUGCCGCUGGAGCUCUACACAUCCUCCAACUUUAUCGGCCUCUUCGUGGAGGAGCAGUGCGCAGAGGCACUGAAGACGUUCGCAGCCGACUUCGCCACGGAGGCAGCCAGCAAAGCAGACGUGCGCGUGGAGCCCCACAAGAAGCAGCUGCACGUCACCCUGGCCUAUCAGUUCCAAGCUAACCACCUGGCUGCCCUGGAGAAGCUGGCCAAAGGCAUUGACAUCAACCUGGGCUGCGACUGGGUGGCAGUGCUGUUCUCCAGGGACAUUCGCUUCGCCAAUCACGAGACCCUGCGGGUGAUGUACCCGUACGCCCCUCAGAAUGACGAUGAGCUGGAGCUGGUCCCGGGAGACUUCAUCUUCAUGUGUGUGGUGGAGCAGACCAGCACAAGCGAGGGCUGGAUCUACGGCACGUCCCUGACCACAGGCUGCUCCGGGCUGCUGCCUGAGAACUACAUCAUGAGGGCCGAUGAGUGUGACACCUGGGUCUUCCAUGGGUCCCACUCCUUCCAGAACGCAGCCUCCCCGAUGGGGUCGCGGGGGUGCGACGGAGUCCUUGAUGGCAGGCUGCAUGAGGAGCACGGUCCAGGAGAGCCCCCCGCACUCAGCGUCGUCUGCCAGCCCAUGCAGGUACUGGAAUACAGAGCACUGGCCGUAGAGCAGCCAGGCAGGGUUAUUUAAAGGGGGGGCGCUAUG